AUGGCACUUCGAAAGAGAUGGCUCGGGAGCAUCGAUCUAAGUGAAACAAACUUUUGGGCCGCUUUUUUCCAUCUUCUGUCUGCCAGCGUUGUAAGUGAAUUUUUCUCACUCCAUUGUGAUCUAUUUGAUCAGAAAAGGGCAUUUCGAAAAAAAAGUUGAAAUCAAAAAUUGUCAACCUAUAAAGAAAAUUACUUCAUAGAUUCUUCCAAAAGCUGUUAUUGGUUUGAAAUUUUUCAAAAUCGAUAAUAUCAAUCGGAAAUCAUGGACAUAAACUUUUUCUAGGCCAUCGCCUCACUCUUGUCAAAUGAAUGGAUUCUGAUUGACGAAGAUGCGGCUGCCGCUAACACCACGGAGCCUGAAAAAACUCAGCUUCUUUAUGAAAUUUCGGCGACGGCCGAUAAGUGCAGGAGCAUCGGUGAGAUGGAUUUGCAUAAAGGAAAUAAAAUUGAGUUAAGGUUGCCGAGACUUUUGGAAACCAGCCCAAUUUGGCGGAUUCGUCGAUCAACUUGGUCGGCCUCAUACGGCCUUUCGCUAUGAUGGAAAAGGUGAGAUCAGAAUCUUAUGAAAAAUUAGAGGGACAGAUCAGAUUCGAUUAUUGUUUGUGAAAAUAAAGUUGAUGCUGUUGAGGUGGAGCUCCACCUUUUCUUUAAGAGCUGGUCAAAACUAGACGUCUGAUAUGGCCUUCAAAAAUGCGAGGAAAAGCUUUGAUAGAAACGAAAAAAUUUCAACUAAGGAAAAAAAUAUUCCCACUGAGCCAUAAAAAAGGCUGAAAUCGGUGCCCAAAAAGUUUUUUGAAAAGUAUUGAACUUUCUUUGAAAAUAAAAUCAAAUUACUCGUUCUAGUCGUUCUCGACUGCAUCACUCCAAUCGUGGCCAACUUGUUCUACAUCUUGAUCGCUCUGUGUUUCGUCAUCUGCUUGACUUCGACGCUGUGUUGCGUUAUGAACGUGCUGCCACCAACGCAUGGAUUUCUCCAUUGGCUACGCACAAAUACUAUUUUGGAAAUGUCAAACAGUAAGUUUACUUUCUGGAAAAUGUGGAGAAAAGUUCGAAAUGAGGAAUUUUCGUGCUUCUCCCCACUUCUAUCCAAGUUUUUAGAAAAAAAAAAGAAAUUUGAUAAACAUCAGUUUUCUGCUGUAGAGUUCGGUUAUUUCCAGUGAUGUUGACGUUUUGCGCUUGCGUGACUGCCAUCGUCGCUCACACCGAAGUCUCAGCCCUGCGUCCAGACGCCGAAGUGACCAUCGGCUCCGGAGUUUUCUUCAACUGCCUUGCCGGCCUUUUGUCUUUCCUUGCAGCCAUGGCUGGCAUCCGUCACACGUAUGGAUUUCGCGUUCAUUUUUUUUAAAAUAGAAACAAACAGAAAUAGACAGAAAAUUUUCUGCAUGACUUUUCUGAAAAAAUGGGAAAAGUGAAGGAAGUUGUCUUUUGAAAAGCACCUGCAAGUUGAAAAUUUUGGUUUUGAGUUUCCGUCUGGGGUUUUCCAAGCUCCACUUUCGUGUUAAAGAAAAUUCGUUUAAACCCUUCAUUGAAAGCUUUUACAAUCGAGAAUAAUGAAAGAAAGGUUAACAAGCCGUUAUAAGGGAUCUACUUUAGAAAAUGUUUUUCAUAUAUCGAUUUAGCCUAAAGUCUCAGCCUACAGAACUCAAGUUUCAAAAAAGAAGAACUAGAUUUUGAACUCUGAAAAUGCGGUUUUUUUUUUUUGAAAAAAGAAAAAGUCAGUUCUGAAAACUUCAAAGUCGAAAUAAUUUGAUGAAACAUACAUUAUCCUGUCAAAGAUCCUAUCUACGGAAUCAAAAAAGCAAAAACGUUUAAAUUAACAUCAUCUUUGUUUACAGGACCAAGCUGAAUCGUAUGCGACGAAUCGACAACCAAAGACUUCUCUGUGCUCGUUCUCUGCGUUCUUGGCGUGAUGCUGCCCGGAGGCCAGACGACACUCGUCCAAUUGUUGACUUCGAACGGUUACUCCUCUCAACAUUCACUAAUGACUCUAACUUUUAGGUAUUUGGACGAAUGCUCCAGCACUGAAAUGACCGAAACUUCCUCGGACGCACCCUCUCAAGUCGUUGAGAAUAUCUAA
Caenorhabditis auriculariae is the source of this 2076-nucleotide messenger RNA. NCBI's taxonomy places the organism in Eukaryota, Metazoa, Nematoda, Chromadorea, Rhabditida, Rhabditidae. The record is from the annotation of a GenBank genome assembly.